Molecule: messenger RNA, 1257 nt
Organism: Mytilus californianus (California mussel)
Lineage: Eukaryota; Metazoa; Mollusca; Bivalvia; Mytilida; Mytilidae
Exons: 3
Coding region: 1-1257 (418 amino acids)
Source: RefSeq, a predicted model, not a curated record
AUGGAUAUAAAGAUUGAUGAUCCAAAUGAAGACAAACCUUAUGUUAAUAAAUUUUCAAAAUUAGUGGCUACAACAAAUGAUGAAGAUGAGCAUUGUAACUAUACACUUCGCACGAGAAAGACAAAUUCAUCUACCUUUGAUAAGAAUUUAUACACAUAUUCACAAGAUAGCGAGGGGCAAGUUAGUACAGUGUGCAGCAGUCAAGAUUCAAGUUGGAGCCAAGGGGACGAAGCAUUGCCUCUUAAAGAAAUCCAAAUUGCUGAUAUCAACAAGGCUAUUUAUGUUCUAGGUCAAGGUUGUAUCAGUCCACUUAGAUCAAAGCUGAACACAAAUAUAGAUAAAGCAAAAGACAGAACCAUCCGAUACUACAAAAGAAAGGCUGAGGAAACAUCUGAAGCUCUAUAUAAUGCUAUUGCACCUAAACAAGGAACUAAACUAAGGAGAAUUUCUGAUCAGGUUCCAGUAACGAAAGGUGAUGAUGACCUUCUUCAUGUUGUUUCCCAGAUGUGCAAAAGUAUAAAGGAUGCAGAUGUAAAGUGUCAACUUUUGUCUCUUGUUGUGAACCAGUUUUCAAAGACUGAUUUGUUGACAUGGAUUCCUGAGAUCACAAAAUAUCAAAUAGAUAAAGCCAGAAAACAUGCAUUUGUUAAUGGUCCUGGCUCAUGUAUACAAUCUUCAAAGACACAACAACAUAGAAAGAGAAUAAACUAUGUCAUGUUACAGCAUGCUGUAGAAUUCUUCAGUGACCCAUCUUUCAACCAAAUAUCUUCUUACACUACCCAUGACCUAAAAUUAGACUCGGGAGAUAUUCUUGUUAUCCCAGAUGUUGUUAGAACAGUCAUCCAUUCAAACUUGAUUAAACUGUAUAAACUCUACUGUGCCGACAAUGAUUUCAAUCCUCUAAGUGACUCAACACUGUAUCAAGUUUUGAAUGCAUGUGAAGCAUCCAAAAGGAAGUGCCUUAAAGGUUUAGACAACAUUGCUGUAGAUGGCACCACAGCAAUUGACAACAUUUUGUCCUUAAUUUCCAAGCUGAACAAAACAGAGGACUGGAAGAGUACAUUUAAGAGCAACAUUUUAAAUAGUAGACUGUACUUAAAAACAGAAUACAAACUGCAUAUAAAAAGAGAAGAUGAAUGUGCCUUCCAUUGCCUGCAGUAUUCAUUAAGUGAUCCAAAAGUUGGUGCCCUUAGUGUUGGAUGUGAACAUGCAUCAAAAGGCAUGCGACAGAUGUCUGCUGCUUGGAGAUAUUGUUGA